AUGCAACCACAUUAUUAUCAAAAUUAUGAGGAUGAUGAAAUAAUAACUAGAGAGGAUGAGAUAGAUGAAUUGGAGGAUGAUACUAUUUUUCAACAGUCUUCUUAUCCACCUACUAGUGGAAAUUUGACGCCUUUAAUAGAUAGGCAGGUAGUGAUAACAACACUAUUAAAUAUUAUUGCAUUAUUUGCCUGUUUCUAUUGUCUUUAUACUGAUCAAAGAAUUGAUGGAAUAAUUUCUAUAUUUGUUUGUUGGCUUAAGAUUAGAGAAGCCAAACAAGAAUAUCUUGGAAAUCUUGAAUUUAGUGAAUUUGUUAAAAAUGUCUCAUCACAAGAUUUAAUAACAGAUGACAGUACUAAUAGAAGUUUUUUCAAUAUACCAAAAAGAAAUAAUCAUAAAGCAAUUUUUGUUUAA
Messenger RNA from Strongyloides ratti, 411 nucleotides. RefSeq lists its product as hypothetical. The coding region runs from base 1 to 411 and encodes 136 amino acids. NCBI's taxonomy places the organism in Eukaryota, Metazoa, Nematoda, Chromadorea, Rhabditida, Strongyloididae. The transcript is spliced from 2 exons. The record is from RefSeq and is a predicted model, not a curated record.